GAUGGCCUCGCGCUGCGCCACGCCUCGUCGGAGUUGCAGAACGACUGGUCCUUCGUAGCUGCGGCCGUGUGCCGCGAUGGGGAGGCGCGCCGUGGCGGCCGCGAUGCCUUGCAGUUCGCCUCGCCGGAGUUGCGCAACGACUCCAAGAUGGCGCGCUGGGCCAUGGGCAUCCGCGCGCCGCGGCAGGACGCGCCCUCGGGGCAAAUCAACAUCGAGGAGUGGACGGGCCCUGACCUGUCCGAAUACAACAACAUGGCAACGGGACGGACGGCGCAGCCGAACUGCCUGCGUCAUGCCUCUGCACAGCUCAGAGGGAAGGAUCAGGAGCUGAUGCUGCACGCCAUCAGGGAGUAUUGGUUUGCUGCUGAUCACUUGACUUUGCCUCUACGAGAGUCGAAGCCUUUCUGGCGGAAGGUCCUCGAGCAAAACGAGCGGACGGGAUGGCAAGCCUUCGGAAACUAUGCACCGGUCUUCCUCCGGGAAGAUGAGGAGUUGAUGAACUGUGCCCUGCAGUUCGACCCGAUGGCCUUGCACUUCGCCGGCCCUGCGCUGCGCAAGCGGCGCUCCUUCGUCUUGGAGGCCGUGCAGCGGGACUGGCGCAGCCUGCGCUGUGCGCCCGCGGAGUACCAAGCGGAUGUCGAACUCCUCGUGGCCGCGGCGAUGCAGAACUUGGAGGCCCUGGAAUACGCCGGGGGCGAACUGAAGAGUGUGGCGCUACGGGCCGUGCAACCGCCCAGCCGAAGCUCGGGUCAAUGGCAGACGCACGGGUCGAGGGUGGAGCGACAGAUCCUGGAGGAAGAGAAGGAGAGCCUCCGAACUCGUUGCCGAUGGAAAGAUGGUUUCAUUGAGACCUGGACGGGCUUGCAGGAUGCUGAAGAGGUGGAAAAACAGGCCAAGAAGCAGAAGGAGAUUUGCCAGGAGAUUUGCAUGCUGAGGGAGUGGAAUCGAGUGAUGCUGCAGCUCUCCUCGAAGCACGGCCGAGCCUUGUCCUUCAUGCGCCCCACCGGUGUGGACGCUCGCUGGACCCUCGAAGCGGUGAAGGGCAACGGAGUGGCUCUGGCCUAUGCCGAGGCACGACACGCGCUUCUGCCGCUCGCGAGCUGGGAACGGCAUGGCGGUGAUGACCAUGACGUUCGGGUUCAAUCCUACCAAGAGAGGUAG
Messenger RNA from Durusdinium trenchii, 1161 nucleotides. The record is from the annotation of a GenBank genome assembly. NCBI's taxonomy places the organism in Eukaryota, Dinophyceae, Suessiales, Symbiodiniaceae.